This is a messenger RNA of Cercocebus atys (sooty mangabey), 2163 nucleotides long. It is a transcript of the gene TNFRSF10D, whose product is annotated as tumor necrosis factor receptor superfamily, member 10d, decoy with truncated death domain. Gene Ontology annotation, molecular function: TRAIL binding. Gene Ontology annotation, biological process: positive regulation of apoptotic process; TRAIL-activated apoptotic signaling pathway. NCBI's taxonomy places the organism in Eukaryota, Metazoa, Chordata, Mammalia, Primates, Cercopithecidae. The record is from RefSeq and is a predicted model, not a curated record. Gene Ontology annotation, cellular component: plasma membrane; cell surface. The transcript is spliced from 8 exons.
GGAUUCUGGCAGUGUAGCUGCGAGAACCUUUCCACGCGCACGACCUACGGGGACCGUUUCCGGACGGUUUCUGAUUGAGUUUGGCGCUUUUUACCCAAACUUCGGAGGGGCGAAGAGCCUCCACCCACCUCCCUUCUCAUGGGACUUUGCGGACAGAGCGCCCCGACCGCCUCGAGCGCUCGAGCAGGGCGCUCUCCAGGAGCCAGGACGGCGUCGGGAACCACACUAUGGCUCCCGGACCCCAAGACCCUUAAGUUUGUUUUCGUCAUCGUCGCGGUUCUGCUGCUGGUCCAAGUUGACUCUGCCACCGUCUCCCGGAAGGAUGAAGUUCCCCCGCCGCCAGUGGCCUCAAAGCAACAGAGGCGCAGCCUCGAGGAGGAGUGUCCAGCGGGAUUUCAUAGAUCAGAACAUACUGGAGCCUGUAACCCGUGCACAGAGGGUGUGGAUUACACCAUUGCUUCCAACAAUUUGCCUUCUUGCCUUCUAUGUACAGUUUGUAAAUCAGGUCAAACAAAUAAAAGCUCCUGCACCACGACCAGAGACACUGUGUGUCAAUGUGAAAAAGGAAGCUUCCAGGAUGAAAACUCCCCUGAGAUGUGCCGGAAGUGCAGCACAGGGUGUCCCAGAGGGAUGAUCAAGGUCAGUGAUUGUACGCCCUGGAGUGACAUCAACUGCAGUGCAUCAGCUGCCAGUUCCACUGGGAAAACCCCCGCGGCGGAAGACACAGUGCCCACCAGCCUGGGGACUCCUGACCUUUACGGUCUCAUAGCCGGCGUCGUUACAGUCUUCAUCAUUCUGUUCGUGGCUGCGUUUGUUUGCAUUUUACGUCGGAAGAAACUCAUUUCUUCACUGAAAGGCAUCUGCUCAGGUGGUGGAGGGGACCCCGAACGUGUGCACAGAGUCUAUUUCCGGCGUUCACGUCCUUCACGAGUUCCUGGGACGGAGGACAAUGCCCGCAACGAGAGCCUGAGUACCAGAUUCUUGCAGCCCACCCAGGUCUCUGAGCAGGAAAUCAAAGGUCAGGAGCCAACAGAGCCAACAGGUGUGACUGUACAGUCGCCAGAGGAGCCACAGCGUCUGCUGGUGAGUUGAGGAGGGACUGUGCCAUGCCUGGCCUGCUGCCUGCACAGGACUUUGAGGACAGUGGGAGAUGGCAUCAACACCUUGCUGGAUGCCUCGGCAACACUGGAGGAAGGACAUGCAAAGGAAACAAUUCAGGACCACAUGGUGGACUCUGAGAAGCUCUUUUAUGAAGAAGAUGACGCAGGCUUUGCUACGUCGUCCCUGUGAAAGAAUCUCUUCAGGAAACCAGAGCUUUCCUCAUUUACCUUUUCUUCUAGAAGGGGAAGCAGCCUGGAAGAGACAGUCCAGUACUUGAACCAUGCCUCAACUAACUCUGCUAUCCAAUAUGGUGCAGCUUACCAAAGGUCCUAGAACUUUGUCAAUGCACUUGAAGUAAUUUUUAUGAAAUACUGCGUGUGAUAAGGAAACUGGGGAAAUUUGUAUAAGACACUUGGCGGCAUAGAGUUAUACGAUUAUGUAUUAACGGUGGUUUUCGUCCAAGUGCGGUGGCUCAUGCCUGUAAUCCCACCACUUUGGGAGGCUGAGGUUGGUGGAUCGCUUGAGUUCAGGAGUUUGAGACCAGCCUGGUCAACAUAGUGAAACUCCGUCUCAAUUUAAAAAGAAAAAAAGUGGUUUUAGGAUGUCAUUCUUUCCAGUUGUUCAUCAUGAGACAAGUCUUUUUUUCUAUUUCUUAUAUUGCAAGCUCCAUCUCUACUGGUAUGUGCAUUUAAUGACAUCUAACUACAGAUGCCGCAUAGCCACAGUGGUUUACCUUAUAGUUUUUUAACUUUAGAAUGGGAUUAUCUGGUUAUUAGCUGUAUUUUCAGUUUAGGAUAUUUCUGAGUUAAUAAUGAGAUUAUCAAGACAUAGUCCUAUGCUAAGUCAUGAGCAUAUGGAUUUAUGAGGGUUCGACUUAGAGUUUUGAGCGUUAAGAUGGGAUUAUUGGGGCUUACCCCCACCUUAAUUAGAGAAACAUUUGUAUUGCUUAUUACUGUAUGCUGUAUUAUCUAUUUUCCGAUUUUUGUAUAAUGAUGUAAGCAUGGAAAAACUCUAGGAAAUGCACUUAUUAGGCUGUUUACAUGGGUUCCCUGGGGGUGCAAA